This is a messenger RNA of Epinephelus lanceolatus (giant grouper), 941 nucleotides long. Its product is annotated as hippocalcin-like protein 4. Lineage: Eukaryota; Metazoa; Chordata; Actinopteri; Perciformes; Serranidae. The record is from RefSeq and is a predicted model, not a curated record. Gene Ontology annotation, molecular function: calcium ion binding.
GGCACAGGCGCGCGCGGUCGCAGCUCGAGCCCUUUUACUGACACGUCGCUCCGUCGAAUCACAUCAAAGGGAACCGCCUUGAAACCGCAGCCCAGCUAAUUGUGGCGCGCGGGAGGCGGCCUGUAUGCUAAUGUGUUGGCAGGGGAGACGCAGCGGUUCAUUCAUCUUCUUCCAGAGAGAGAGGUGAGUUAACGCGAAGGUUAUUGUACAUGAGGGAGGAACUGCUCGGGACCCAAACACUGCCGCGGCAAUAGCUGAAAGUCAAAGAAGAGGCUUUUGGUUUAGGAGCUUAUUCUUCCUGCACACAUUACAGGAGAGGUGAAGCAUCAUGGGGAAACACAACAGUAAGCUGGCUCCGGAGGUUCUGGAUGACCUGACCAAGAACACCGAAUUCAACGAGGCAGAGCUCAAGCAGUGGUACAAAGGCUUCCUCAAAGACUGUCCCUCUGGCAUCCUCAACCUGGAGGAGUUUCAGCAGCUCUAUGUUAAGUUCUUCCCUUACGGUGAUGCCUCAAAGUUUGCUCAGCACGCAUUUCGGACGUUUGAUAAGAAUGGUGACGGGACCAUCGACUUCAGGGAGUUCAUCUGCGCCCUGUCCAUCACCUCCAGGGGCAGCUUCGAGCAGAAACUCAACUGGGCCUUCAACAUGUAUGAUCUGGACGGGGAUGGAAAGAUCACACGCAUGGAGAUGUUGGAGAUCAUUGAGGCCAUCUACAAGAUGGUCGGCACUGUAAUCAUGAUGCGUAUGAAUGAGGACGGGCUGACCCCGCAGCAGCGCGUGGACAAGAUCUUCUCCAAGAUGGACAAGGACCACAAUGACGAGAUCACCCUGGAAGAGUUUAAAGAGGCCGCCAAGUCUGACCCCUCCAUCGUGCUACUGCUGCAGUGUGACAUGCAGAAGUAGAGAGAGGGAUGAGUGGAGAAACAGAGGGAGGGAGGGG